Messenger RNA from Phytophthora nicotianae INRA-310, 348 nucleotides. RefSeq lists its product as hypothetical. The transcript has a single exon. Lineage: Eukaryota; Oomycota; Peronosporomycetes; Peronosporales; Peronosporaceae. The coding region runs from base 1 to 348 and encodes 115 amino acids. The record is from RefSeq and is a predicted model, not a curated record.
AUGCGAAAGCACCAGCCCGUAAGCAUUCGCGCCGACCGAUUGUACAGCACGCUGAGCAACAGCUUCCGACGUUGGGUCAACUUGGCGGGCUGGACGCUACGGUGGCAAAGACCGCGAGGCCUUGCCACCGUGGGCGAGCACUGCCACUGCUACAAGAUCGGAGAUCUCCGGCGGUCACUUCAAUCUUAUUCCGCCUUGAACACGGCAGCGACUGUUACAUCACCGGUACGAACAGCUGGAGACAAUGCUCAGUGCAAUGGCGAGUGCCAUGUAUUUGCUGGAUGGGCGUUAUCCAGCGCACUGGAGACGGCCACCACUUUCUUCCUCGCUGCUGCCGCUGCUCAAUGA